Molecule: messenger RNA, 762 nt
Organism: Lachancea meyersii CBS 8951
Lineage: Eukaryota; Fungi; Ascomycota; Saccharomycetes; Saccharomycetales; Saccharomycetaceae
Source: the annotation of a GenBank genome assembly
AUGACGCUUUACGCUCUUUUUAUCCUGACACUGACACUUACGGCUCAGGUCUUGGGUGUCGCCAUUUCCUUGAUUGACAGUGCUCCAGAGCAAGUAACAUCAAUUUCUAGCACAACAGGCACUCUGUCUGCGAUUUCGCGGACCACAUUGCGCACCACGGUCUUCCGAUCUCGAACUAUCUAUCCAAGCUCACAGACGUCGGGAACUACUUCUGAAGAGACCACUUCAGAAACCUCUACAGCGAAUAACAAGACAGCUUCCAAUUCCAUUUCCAGUUCUAAGUCCACUUCAAGCACCACUUCAAGCACCACGUCAAGCACCACUUCCGCAUUGCAGACAUCUCAAUUCCAGACCCAGAUUCUGCAAGAACACAAUGCCUACCGCAAACUACACUGCGCUCCAAACUUGCAAUGGUCUGCGACCCUCCAGCAAUUUGCUGAAAACUAUGCCAACCAGUACAAUUGCAAUGGCACGCUGAUACACUCGAAGUCGCCCUACGGUGAAAACUUGGCUCUCGGUUACAAUACCACGGCAGCCGUGGCAGCCUGGUACAAUGAAGAAAAGCUCUACAACUACAACAAACCAGGUUUUUCCGAAAAGACCGGUCAUUACACCCAGCUCGUGUGGAAACUCAGUACUCAGCUGGGAUGCGCGUGCGUCGACUGUGGGGACUAUUACGGUCAAUACACCAUAUGCAGCUACGAUCCACCAGGAAAUGUCGCCGGCCAGUACCAGCUUAACGUCCUCAAGAGUCAUAUUUAA